Molecule: messenger RNA, 906 nt
Organism: Penicillium brasilianum
Lineage: Eukaryota; Fungi; Ascomycota; Eurotiomycetes; Eurotiales; Aspergillaceae
Source: the annotation of a GenBank genome assembly
AUGAAAGCUCUCCGAUUUUUACUCCCCUUACUUCCUUUGGCAUCCAGCUUCAGCCACCCCGGAUUGCUGGUCGCUGAAUCUGAUCUGACCCGGCUCCGAGGGAAACUCUCAGCGCAGUUGGAUCCAUGGCAAGCUUGCUGGAACAAGCUUGUCUCUACGUCCCCUGCAAACGUUCCAUACACCGCCCAGGCUGUGAGCUCUGUCGAUCGCGAUAACGAAGCUAAUGCCGAUCUGCUAUGGCAAGAUGCCGCUGCAGCCUUCGCACUAGCUCUUCGCUGGAAAGUCGAGGGGAACACCUCGUAUGCGGAUGCAGCAGCUGAUAUUCUGACAUCCUGGGGCAAGAAGCUUACUUCCAUCGGGACUAAUGACGAUCAAUACCUUAUAGCUGGUCUGCAAGGCCACCAGUUGGCAAAUGCCGGCGAGCUUUUGCGGGACUACACCCCCUUCCGAGAGAAUGGGCUGGAUACCUUUCGGACGAUAAUGGUCGAUGUCUUUCUGGCAAAGAACAUUUACUUUCUUGAGCAUCGGGAGGGGUCGGAGCACAAUGUCAAGCACUUUUUCGCCAAUUGGGAGCUCGCGCAGAACGGGACUGGAAACGGUGCAAUCAACAACGCCAUAACAAAUAUUAUGGAAGAACCAGGUACAGGCAAUUCCCUCGGCCAAGGGCAAGAAGCGGGCCGUGAUCAAGGACAUUCUGCCUUAGACUUUGCCCUGCUAGGAAUCAUCGGACAACAGGCGUGGAACCAAGGUGAAGACUUAUUUACGUACAAUAACAGCCGCAUUCUCCUUAGGGCCGAGUACUUUGCCCGCUACAACCUAGGAUACGACGUCCCCUUUGAACCCUACACGAACGGCAUAGUCAGCUAUUCCGAAAUUGGCAGUGGUUCCCGUGGGAAUGUUCGAUAG